AUGUAUGUAAAUCCAUUGAAAGAUAAUGUUGAAGGAGAGGGAGAUUUUGAAAGUAGUUUGAUGGCUGCAUCAUUCACUCAAGAAAAUUGUAGAAAAAUGCUUGCUAGGAUGGUUAUCUUGGAUGAAUUGCCAUUUAAGUUCGUAGAAACCAUUGCCUACUUGGUUAAAAAGUUUAAAGGCAGAAAUGGGUUGGUGUUGGAUGGUGAAUUUAUUCACAUUAGAUGUUGUGCUCAUUAUCUUAAUUUAAUUGUUAGUGAUGCCUUAAAAGAUUUGCAUGUGUCUAUCAUUCGAAUCAGAAAUGCUGUGAAGUAUGUUAGGUCAUGUCCUGCUAGAUUGCAAAUAUUUAAAGAUUUUGCUAAAGAAGAUAAGAUGUCAACAAAAAAUUGUCUUACAAUGGAUGUUCCGAGACGAUGGAAUUAUACUUUUACUAUGUUGGAUGGAGCAAUUAAGUGUCAAAAGACUUUUGAAAGAUUGGAGGAGCAUGACCCUAGUUAUUUGCCAAAGGAUGAUAUUCCUACUACUGAAGAUUGGGAUAAUGCAAAAGUGUUUCUAAAGUUCCUAAAGACUUUUUCAGAGGUAACAAUGAAGUUUUCUGCAUCUAUGUCUGGGACUUCAAACAUUAUUUUUCAUGAACUUUGUUUGAAGCAAGAAAUAAUUUGUGAAUACUCAUCGUAUGAGAAUGCAUUAUUGAGUCAAAUGACAUUAAGCAUGCAGACAAAAUUCAACAAGUAUUGGGGUAUAACUACAAGUGAGAAGACCAAUUUAUUAUUGUAUCUUUCUGUAGUUCUUGACCCUAGAUUUAAACAAAGUAACAAAACAUGUUUAGAUGAUGCUAAAACAGAGGUGACUCGUUAUCUGGAUGAGGCUCGUAUAGAUUGUAUGGGCGAUGAAUAUUUAGAUUUGCUAACUUGGUGGAAGGUGAAUUUCUCUCGGUUUAAGAUCAUUAGCCAAGUAGCUAGGGACAUCUACAGUAUUUCUAUAUCAACUAUGCCUUCUGAGUCUGCCUUUAGCACUGGAGGACGGGUGUUAGAUUCUUUUCGAAGUUCUUUAACUCCUGAAACUGCAGAGGCACUUAUUUGUGCUUAG
Messenger RNA from Cucumis melo (muskmelon), 1086 nucleotides. Its product is annotated as zinc finger BED domain-containing protein RICESLEEPER 2-like. Lineage: Eukaryota; Viridiplantae; Streptophyta; Magnoliopsida; Cucurbitales; Cucurbitaceae. Gene Ontology annotation, molecular function: protein dimerization activity; DNA binding. Bases 1 to 1086 code for a protein of 361 amino acids. The record is from RefSeq and is a predicted model, not a curated record. The transcript has 3 exons.